CCUCCCGCAUCCCGUCGUGCCGCGCGUCCCGGAAGUAGUGGUCGCCAUGGAGGAGGACGAGCCGGAGCUGGGGGCUGAGCUGGAGGCGGCUCUGGAGCUCGCACCCGCCGUGCAGGCCGCGAUCGAGCAGGUAUUUCCCAGCCAAGAUCCCCUGGACAGAGCAGAUUUCAACGCUGUAGAGUAUAUCAACACUCUCUUUCCUACUGAGCAAUCUUUGGCAAACAUCGAUGAAGUUGUGAACAAAAUCCGAUUGAAAAUAAGGAGGUUGGAUGACAACAUUCGAACGGUAGUGAGAGGACAGACCAACGUGGGACAGGAUGGCAGACAGGCCCUGGAAGAAGCCCAGAAAGCCAUUCAACAGCUCUUUGGUAAAAUUAAGGAUAUUAAAGACAAGGCUGAAAAAUCAGAACAAAUGGUUAAAGAAAUCACACGGGAUAUCAAGCAGCUGGAUCAUGCCAAGCGGCAUCUGACCACCUCCAUCACCACCCUCAAUCACCUGCACAUGCUGGCGGGGGGAGUGGAUUCCCUGGAGGCUAUGACCAGGAGGAGACAAUAUGGAGAAGUUGCCAACCUUCUCCAAGGUGUCGUGAAUGUGUUGGAGCACUUCAACAAAUACAUGGGGAUUCCUCAGAUUCGACAGCUUUCCGAAAGGGUGAAGGCAGCGCAGAAUGAGUUGGGUCAGCAGAUCCUGGCUGACUUCGAGGAAGCCUUUCCUUCUCAAGGUACAAAGAGGCCUGGUGGACCCAGUAAUGUCCUACGUGAUGCGUGUCUUGUCGCCAAUGUCCUGGAUCCCAGAAUCAAACAGGAAAUCAUCAAGAAAUUCAUUAAACAGCACCUCUCGGAGUAUCUGGUCCUCUUCCAGGAAAACCAAGAUGUGGCCUGGCUGGAUAAGAUUGACAGGCGCUAUGCUUGGAUAAAGCGUCAGCUGGUGGACUACGAGGAGAAGUACGGGCGGAUGUUUCCCCAGGAGUGGUGCAUGACGGAGCGCAUUGCUGUGGAGUUCUGCCAUGUCACAAGGACUGAGCUUGCUAAGAUAAUGCGAACAAGAGCAAAGGAAAUUGAGGUGAAAUUGCUUUUGUUUGCAAUUCAGAGAACAACCAACUUUGAAGGACUUCUAGCCAAACGCUUCUCAGGUUGCACUCUCACUGAUGGGACAGUGAAGAAGCCAGAAGUGCCGCCUCCCUCUACCAACCCGUUUCUGGAAGAUGAAGCUGGGACAGAGACAGAUGAGAUUGUGAUUGAGAAAAGCGAUACGGACAAACCAAAGAAGCCAAAGGUCCCUGACAAUCCUUUCCAUGGCAUUGUUUCCAAGUGCUUUGAGCCUCACCUUUAUGUGUAUAUCGAGUCCCAGGACAAAAAUCUCAGCGAACUGAUUGACAGGUUUGUGGCCGACUUCAAGGCUCAAGGUCCUCCCAAGCCCAACGUGGACGAAGGAGGAGCCGUCCUGCCCAGCUGUGCCGACCUCUUUGUGUACUACAAGAAGUGCAUGGUACAGUGCUCCCAGCUCAGCACGGGCGAGCCCAUGAUAGCCCUGACCACCAUAUUCCAGAAGUACCUUCGGGAAUACGCCUGGAAAAUUCUAUCUGGAAACCUGCCCAAGACAACUAGCAGCAGUGGUGGGCUCACCAUCACCAGUUUGCUGAAAGAAAAAGAGGGCUCUGAAGUGGCUAAGUUUACUUUAGAAGAGCUUUGCCUCAUUUGCAGCAUCCUCAGCACUGCAGAGUAUUGCUUGGCAACCACCCAGCAGCUGGAAGAGAAACUCAAAGAAAAAGUGGAUGCGAGUCUAGUGGAGAGGAUCAACCUGACAGGAGAGAUGGACACUUUCAGCAUUGUGAUCUCAAACAGCAUCCAGCUGUUGGUGCAGGACCUGGAUGCAGCCUGUGACCCUGCCCUGACUGCUAUGAGCAAGAUGCAGUGGCAGAACGUGGAACACGUUGGUGACCAGAGUCCUUAUGUCACCUCAGUGAUUCUCCACAUUAAACAGAACGUCCCCAUCAUCCGCGACAACCUGGCCUCCACGAGAAAGUAUUUCACCCAGUUCUGUAUAAAAUUUGCAAACUCCUUCAUUCCCAAGUUCAUUAAUCAUCUCUUCAAAUGCAAACCUAUCAGCAUGGUGGGUGCAGAACAGCUGCUACUGGACACCCACUCUCUGAAGAUGGUUCUCCUGGAUCUGCCCUCCAUUGGGUCCCAAGUGGUGAGGAAGGCUCCUGCCAGCUACACGAAGAUAGUGGUGAAAGGCAUGACUCGGGCUGAAAUGAUCCUGAAGGUGGUUAUGGCUCCACACGAGCCCCCAGUUGUGUUUGUCGACAAUUAUAUCAAGCUCCUUGCUGACUGCAGCACGGACACCUUCCAGAAGAUACUGGACAUGAAGGGCCUGAAGAGGAGUGAGCAAAGCAGCAUGCUGGAGCUCUUCCGACAGCGCCUCCCGGCUCCUCCCUCUGGAGUGGAGAACACCGGCUCCCUCUCGCUGAGCGCUCCCACGCCUGAGCAGGAGUCCUCUCGGAUACGGAAACUGGAGAAACUCAUCAAAAAAAGACUCUAAGUGAGCAGAAGGAAACUGUUGCUCAGGCCUAGCUGCAGUGACUGGGAUCAAAGUUCAUCAAUUUACAAUGUGCUGCUGAAAAAAAUCUGUGUCCCAUCUCUCCUAUGCCCUGUGAUCUCUUAACCAUUGUAAACCAUGGCACUGUAUCUCUGUUCAGACCAAGGGAGGAUCGGACCAGGAUGUUUGCCCUUAGACAGAUUAGCAGGAUGUCACCCAGGACAGGACUGGUCCAUAUCGUGGAGGAAAUAGAGGUGUCUGGGCGUCAGCAGCUACAAAAAUGGUUUAGGUGGAUUAAGAGAGUAUCUGGCUGUGAUUCACUUGGUGUCCCAGCCUUCAGCCUGGCUGAGCUCUUGCUGCAACACUGAGGAUUUUGUCUGAGAGUUUGGUGUUACCGCGCACUCCCUGUUGCAGAGCUGUUCCUCUGCUUCUUUAUUUAUUAUUAGGUGGGGAAACCAACCCCAAACCAUCACCACCACAAAAAGAAACGCAGCCCUUUAACAGCUGGGAUGCAGGUAUCUGCAGCUCCACUGAAUUAAUGAGCUGCCCAAAAGAAAACUCCAAAGCAGAUUUCUCCUGUGCUCCCCAGACAGGCAUGUGUAAACCAAAGGCAAGUCCUUUUCAGACCAGGAGGAAAAGGCUGAAUUAAUGCCUAGUGCACCUUGGUGAGCCUCCUGCCAACAAGCCAGCAGCCUCAGUCGCUGUUACAGCUUAAAGGCCAAACCAGACAUCUGCAGAGCCCAUCUCCAGCUGCUCGUUAUUUCUCUCGGGUGUGCUGGACUCGCCCGCUGUCACCGAUGGGAGUUCCCAUACCGCCUCUCACCCUCUCUCAACAACGAGCCAUUCAUGGGAGCGGUUUGUGUCUGCGCCCUGCCCGUUGUGUGAGCUUCCUUGAAGAGUCUCAGUGCGGGGAGACAUCGCCUCGUCCUUGGCCAUGCUGGAUUUCUUCCCAGACUCCUUUCUACCCUUUUUGUGGGGCUUUGAAGACAUAUGCCCGACUAUGAACAAUUGCAUCCCGUAUGGGCUUAGGGGCAGAUCGACCACUUGUGCCUGCUUUAUUUUAACUCAAGCUUCACUUUGUAUGCGUAGGAAAAAGAAGUCCUGGGAUGAUCUGAUGGUCGCACCAUCAGUUUGCUUCUUGGGAAGGUCGUUGCCCCCACCACAACAACUUUGGGCCUUAGAACUGCAUUUGUUAGGGACUGUGCUCCUUAGGAAUUGUAGUACUCGCUGCUGCACAUCUGGGAGGGAGGAUCAGAAACAUUCCAGGAAAAUGAGCUCUGUCCACCCAAACCCAGAGCUUCACUGGAACUGGGGAGGGAGGAGGUGGAAUGAGAAAUCCCUGAGCAAGGCAGAACCUGGGCUCACGCUGUGUCUGCCUUUGUGCUUCAGUGCUGUCUCCUCUUUGGCACAGGCUGCUCUCCUUCCCUCUUCUCAGCCCUGCAGCAGCAGGAGGGCAGAUUUUGUGCCUAGUUGGUAAAAUCCCACCUUCCUUUUGCACGGUCAGUAGGUGGGUCUGCACUUGCGCAGGCAGGAGUUGAUCCUAGGCUUUGAGCAGAGAGAACAAAUCCACAGAGAUGAAAUCCUCCCUGGCCAGGUUUUCUAACGCUGUUCAGCCUGACGUGCUGCUGCAGCGAGUGCACACUAAUAGGUACGCUAACUCCUUAGGAUGUAUUUCCAGGGGUCCCCAGGCUUUUCCCUGGCUGUGCCGUGUGAGCGCUCAGCUGUAGAGAGCCGAUGGCCAUUGCAGAGCAGCAGUAACAACACUUGUGGACAGGGAUGACAGUUUCUCAUCACUCCAAUUUUACAAAUCUUCCCCCACAUCUGCUGCUGCUUUAUUUAUUUCCUCUCUUGUUUACACCUCAGGUGACAAAAGAAGAAACGGUGGCUGAAAGUGCGUUGGGAUUACGAACAGCCAUUCCCCAAGGACACAUGAUAAGGUGCAUGUGAGAGUGGUUCACACCAUAUCAAAUGCAAAAGCUGGGGAGAAGGGAACACAGGUUUGCAGAUUCAUUGUUCCCGAGGGGGGAGAUGAAUAAUUUAUUGUAGAUUAAUUUUUCUUUUCUCUCUCUCUCUCUCUGUAUAAAUGACUCUAAAUUAUGAAUAGCUGGAGACAAUAUUCAAGGCAUCAUCAUGUGUAUUUCCCUAAAGGCUUCCCCUAUUUCAUUCUCUGAAUUUCACUCUGGAGAUAAAAUUCAUUUUUCCUUUUAUUUCCUCUUUAGUUUUAGCCUUUGAAGAACGCUACAGGUCUGGGUGCUUGGAGUUCCACUAUUGGAGUGCAAGUUAGCAGCUUCCACAUUUGCUAUACGGGUUUUGCCCCCCCCCUCCCCGGCUCUAUCAGAUUUGGCAUAUCUGUGUGCGAACCUUAGCGGUUUGGGGUUUGUAUCUCCAGGGAAUAAAGGAUGAUUUUUUUUCCUCUGUAUAAAAUGCUACUUUUUAUGGUUUUUUUGCGGAGGCAUAAUUCUGGCUGUAUAUUGGACUGUGACACUAAAAUGAAUUAAAUG
Molecule: messenger RNA, 5040 nt
Organism: Cuculus canorus (common cuckoo)
Lineage: Eukaryota; Metazoa; Chordata; Aves; Cuculiformes; Cuculidae
Gene: VPS53
Product: VPS53 subunit of GARP complex
Exons: 22
Coding region: 47-2542 (831 amino acids)
Biological process (GO): retrograde transport, endosome to Golgi
Cellular component (GO): GARP complex
Source: RefSeq, a predicted model, not a curated record